Molecule: messenger RNA, 2712 nt
Organism: Aspergillus fischeri NRRL 181
Lineage: Eukaryota; Fungi; Ascomycota; Eurotiomycetes; Eurotiales; Aspergillaceae
Product: putative C2H2 zinc finger domain protein
Exons: 3
Coding region: 1-2712 (903 amino acids)
Source: RefSeq, a predicted model, not a curated record
AUGAAUCCUCUGAACAAUGGCCAUAUUAUUGAUGACUUCAAUUACGAGCAAGACGAUAUAUACGUCGGCUCCAGUGUCAUUUGGCGUGCCGUCCGUUACGCUGCACCUCCCGUCCAGACACUGGAGGGCCAUUUGGCUCCAGCCCCGACCCUCGACAUGUCUUUUACUCAUAGCCAAAAUCCAUUCUUCGCUCCGGUGUCUCCGUCCAGUAUCGGCAGUACAGGGGCGCCAGCCCAGUUAUCCGGCCAUGAGACAGGAACCAACUACAACUUUGAGGCACUUGACUUGACUGACGGCAACUUGGUUCCACCGGAAGUUCCGCUGUUACAGGGUGAUUGGGCUGGCCAAUGGCCAACUAUCGGAUCUCUCGAUGCAGUGCCCGUGCAACUGCCGUCAGAGCCGCAAGACGCUGUCCACAGUCCGCUUGCGAAGGUAAAUCAACUUAGGAACGAUCUUCAAUUGUGGGACUCAUUAGUACUGCAAGCCUUGCCUGAACUCGAUUAUUCUCAGCUGAUCGACCUGAGAAGUUUCGUUAAAGCUACCUUCUGCAAGCUGGACACAUCAAUACAGGAGAGACUUGACCUAGGUGCUCCCAAUAUACCUUCUCCGCGAGAUAGGUACCUUUGCAAGCUCUGCAGUCAAGGCAAUCGGAAGGUGUACGGAACUCGUGGAACCUUCCGGCGGCAUGUGAGUCUUACUCAUCAAGCGGAGCACAAGUACUAUUGUCCUGCAUGUUCCUUCAGUACACCUAGAAGGGACAAGUUCCGUGGCCAUUUGCAAGUCAAACACGGUUCUUUUGCCCUUACUCUACUGAAUAAGGGCUGCCUCGACAACCUAGCCCGACCAUGCCCACCUCCCAAAACUUGUGGACUUUGUCCAAAGCAAGUGAACACAUGGAAGAGAUAUUUCGAGUGCAUCGUGAAGCACUGCCGCCUACCUGGCGGAAGUUCUGCAUACACCAGUGCAAGCCAGAGCAGACGAGGCAGCGGCAACACUGGCGGAGACGGGACAGACUUUGGCGGCCAGCAGGGGUUUGGCCCCAGCGGUAAUGAUGGAUCAGGUUUCCCCCCGUCGUCUUCAGUUGAAGGAGACAACAUGGGUGGAGGCGACUAUGACUUCAACAAUAUUGGCCAGCAAUUCAGUUUCCAUGCUGCCAGUCUUUCUCAACACAAUACACAAGCCAGUCUUGCUGUUGAUACUAUUGACGAAGCCGAGCAAAGCCCCCCGUUCGUAACCAACGCUCAUGCUCGUACUCGUCCCAACUCAGUACUGAACAAAGACGGCCCCGAGCACCUAUCACCCGUCCAUAGUCCAACAAGCUUACAAGACUAUCACCGCACCCUGAAUUCGACUCUAAAAGAAGGCUCACCAACCUCUACCAAGAGGAAUCAUAGUCUGGACAGCUUCAAGCAAUUGUCUGCCGCCCGAAAUGCACCACAUUCAUCGAAUAGUUCUGGACGAAGUCGCAUCUCAAAUGCACGACCAAGUCCAACUGAUGAAAAUCCUCGAAAGAACCAAUUUCGAAAUCUUGAGAAGUCUUGCCAGACAAAGUGCAGGACCUGCGGUCAUACCAUGCAGAGUUGCACUCAUUGUACAGCCUCCGAUGGAGCUGAGCGAAAAUGCCACCUUUGCGCAGGCAAGGCUCGCCAGCGAAGUAACCAGUCACGCCCCUGGCAUCAGGAAACAUAUCCCGAUCAUGCAUAUAUUCCUAGGAAAUCUUUAUCACCACCCUGGAAGCUUGGUCGAGAGUUGGACUUGACUUCACAAGUCUUUGAGCAUGAGCUAUUUUUGCAAGAGUCAAGGAAAGAGCUCGUAACAUGCACAAAGACCAUCAUUCCUGCCGUUCAUCCGACCUCUAUUAUUUUUCCUUACGCUGUUUCCCAGAGGACGAAGCCAUUGUUGGUCCUUCACAAUAACUUACAAAGCGACUGCAUGGGUAUCCUUACUGCCAAGCUUGAGAGUUAUGGCAACCGGCCAUUCCUGCCGUGCAGUCAAGGCAGUCAUGCACUUGGUCGUCCUGGCACUUAUAACACAAGGACAUCCCGGGGCUUGCUAAAUGGACAUGAUGUCCUUACCCGUUCCGCAAUACUCAUGUCGGAGAUGGCUACCCAGCCUUGCAUAACACUGACUGAGAAACCGGCCACUCUUUCGAUAGCUUCCGCUCCGCAUGCCCUUGACCUUUCGGCAUGGGAUAAUGUCCCCGACAGUGUGGCCAUAGCGCGGAAGCAGUUACCUCUAUGCAGCACAGAGGUCCAAAUGCAGCUCCUGGACGACGCGCUUGAUUCGGCAAGUCCAGACCUUACAGAUACAACAGUAAUAUUGCGAAGGAGGUCACACAUGCUUCAGACGAGGCUCCGUGUUAUUGUUAAGCUGCUCAAACUCAAAACGACGGUUGCGAAUGUCAUUGAGCUUGAAGCACCAAAAGCACAUAAACUCCGAUCAUCUGAAAUUACCCCAGACUAUCCUGGCCUCAUUGAAUUCACAGUCGAUCUUCCUAUCCGCGACGAGACUCUCUCACUUUCUCAACUAUGGAGUAUAGUGAUUAGCAACGCGGGGAUGAUUGUUGGAGGCUUCGCUUCCACGGCACUCGAUACCCCCAAUUUAAAUGAUGGGAGGGAUGAUCUUCAAUUACUUUUCAUGAUGCUCAUCCACAUUCUGAUGAAGUUCGCUGAAGCCCCGAUCCGUCCAGUCAAUACAAUGUUGGUUGAAUGA